This is a messenger RNA of Polyodon spathula (Mississippi paddlefish), 2173 nucleotides long. Its product is annotated as kelch repeat and BTB domain-containing protein 13-like. Bases 193 to 1584 code for a protein of 463 amino acids. NCBI's taxonomy places the organism in Eukaryota, Metazoa, Chordata, Actinopteri, Acipenseriformes, Polyodontidae. The transcript has a single exon. The record is from RefSeq and is a predicted model, not a curated record. Gene Ontology annotation, molecular function: protein binding.
AGCUCUGUCCUCCGGGGCACGGGAAAUCUUCACAAUGGGAAUGGAUCCAUCAUGUUUUCACAUUCUUUUCAGGUAAACACCGUUUGACUUGUUUUAUUUGUCUUCCCUGUAUAUUGUAUUUUAAAAUAAUAAUCUGUGCAAAGACAGAUAAAGUUCCUGCAUUGCUCAGACUGCAACAAAAAAAAAGCAUUUAUGGCCACAUUACAUGUUAAAGUGGAAGACAGCCUUUUUGCCAUUGACAAGGUCUUGCUGUCAGAGAACUGUGAGUAUUUCCAUGCUCUCUUUGAGUCGGGGAUGCGAGAAUGCCAGCAAGAGGAAAUUCACCUGCUGGGGUUAAGUGCCAGAGGGUUUGAUAUCAUGCUUAAGGUCCUGGGAGGUGAGAGGCCUGCUCUGAGCUGUGAUGAAAUCAUUGAAGCCGUAGAAUGUGCCGCGUUUUUACAAGUGAAGUCGCUUGCCAAACAUCUAAUUAAUUUAGUUAAUUCCAGUAACUGCAUUGAGAUGUAUCACGCUGCAUCCACAUAUGGCCUGCUGGAUCUGUACCACAGAUGCGCUCUGUUCAUUAGGGACAUGCAUUCGGAUUUAAAAGAAGCUUUGGAAUGUCUUCCCAUGGAUCUUUUGGACUAUGUUGACUCUCUCAUUCCCAGUACAUUUAUCGCUGUUGGGGCCUAUUCACCCACCUUUGUGCAAGAUUCCUUGAGGUCUGUUUGCUAUUUGGAUGAAGCCAGCAAGACGUGGAAAAUCUUAACUGACUUGCCAGCUGAAGCAAGCACGGCCCUGGCAGGUGUCACUGUCUUAGACAACAAACUGUACAUCGUUGGAGGGGUCUAUGGCGUCAGCAAGCAGGUGGUGGAGUUAAGUUUCUGUUACGAUCCUGAAAGAAAUUCCUGGAGUCACUUUUCCAGCCCUCAGCAGCUUCGCUACAACCUGACGUUGAUGGGACUCAACGGUUACCUUUACGCAAUAGGAGGAGAGUAUGACAGAAGGAUUAUUGCGUCAGUGGAGAGAUACCACGUCUCAACAGACACGUGGUCUUUUGUCUCGCACCUGCCACGCCCUGCCGCUGGGGCUGCAUGUGCCCUGGCAAUGGGAAGGAUGUUUGUUUGCUUGUGGAAGCCAACCGACACGACAGAUAUUUAUGAGUACGACCCUGGUAAAGAUCAGUGGCUUCUCAUAACGACUUUAAUAAGACCUCAGAGCUAUGGACACUAUAUGGUGGCCCAUAGGGACAACCUCUACGUGAUGCGGAACGGCCCCUCUGAUGAUUUUUUGAGAUGUAUGAUAGACUGUUUUAAUAUUACCACCCUGCAAUGGACGGUGAUGGCCGGGCAGUACGUGAACAGCAAAGGCGCCCUGUUCACAUCUGCGGUCAAGGGGGAUUCUGUGUUCACAGUAAACCGAAUGCUGACUCUUGUUUAUUCUGUGGAAGAGAACAUGUGGAAACCCAAGAAAGAAAUGCAGGGCUAUCAAUGGUGCGGCUCCUUGCAGACAUGUUUCUUGAGAGUACCAAAGAGGAGCAGUGAUGACCUUCCCACUGACUGUAUAAUCCACACAGGUCAACAAGAGCCAGAGGAUAUAAAACCCUAACGGGAGCUGGACCUGAACACAGCCACAGUGUACUGUCCCAUCCUCUUUCUGGUGCACCAGGGCUUCUGAAGUUCCAAUACGAAACAGCAUCCCUAACCAACAGGAAACACAUGUUUAGAAAGGAGGUUUGGGACAUCACCUGCCUGUAUGAAAGACAAGACUGAAAGAGAAGAACAAAAUAUCAAAAACCACCAUUUCAGUUAAAGCUUCUCACGCUUCAGAAUAAGUAGAUGGUCAGACAGGCCUCAGUCUACUUGGGUUAACCAAGGACACAUGUUUCUGAAAAUCACAGACGUCAGAUAUAAAUGAAGUAGUGCAGUCUUUUUUCAAGGAUGUUGCUUGUUUUCCAAACAACAACUGUUAUCUCCAAAACACAAUUACUUUCCUAUCGAUUUGUUUUCAUACGUUUACAGUGGUGUACCAGAGACACUUUUGGAGUUUUUGUUUUGUAAUUUGAAUAUAAUAUAAAUAACCCUGUGUAGACAUAUUACUGAAUAAGCCUAUAGCAGUUUUAUUAAAACCCUGUGUGAAAAUUGAAGUGUCUGAAAUGUUUCAAUUUAUUCCCCAUUCCCUCCUGAUUGACCUCUGA